AUGGCUUCGUCCAGAUCCACCGCCGCUGACGAACUCAACGCCUUUGAGUCCUUCACAGGCGUCGAGGAGAGUGCAGAGCCCACUACGUCAACCACCCGCGACGACUCCACAGCAGACAUGGCCAGAGACACGUCUGCUCCGCCCAUGGGCCAAAACUCGGCUGGCCAGCGCCUGUUCCAUGCGACCAACUCCCCCUCGCCGCUGUCGUCGCGAGAGGCUUCUCCUCGCCCGCACAAGCGCAAUGCCACCCCGUCGGGCGCAGGCACGACUGCCAGGCCUUCCUUCAGAACACGCAAGAGCAGCGCCGAUGCCAGCCCAAGUCGAGGUUCCAGCCUGUCCAACUCGACGACCGCCGCCGCCCCAGGCCAUGCCUCCCCGACGGUGCAGCGAGCUCUGUCCUCCACCAGCAUACCUGAGCUCACGCCUACCUCAUCGACCGACACUGUACGAGCCCCGCGCCCUUCCAAGCCAUCUUCAAAGUCGAAUUCUGGCGAGACGACUCCCCAUUGGCCCCUCUCGCCGCGCCUCAAAUCACCACCACCGGGCGAUGACGGCCGCUCACGUUCGCGCACAAACUCGCUGCGUGCGCAAAUUAGGAAGCCCGAAGCUCAAUCUGCACCCUCAAUUGUUGUCCAGAGCUCGUCGCCCGCCUCGCUCUCCCGCUUCCCAGUGAGAGAAGAGGCGCCCGCAAGCGACCCCGACGAGCCUCAGCCACAGCCUGCGCCCAAAGCAACCUCGCGGAGUUCCGGCGGCGUGGCUCCCAAGCUGGCAACGGUGCAAGAAUCUAGCUUGCCUGCCACACCCGGAUUUGAUGGUCUAGAGCCGCAAAGCUUUGUUCCCUCAGCGACUGCCCACAAAACCGAUCAGGACCGAAAUGACGUCAAUUCGUCCAAAGUUACUGAAGACCUCAGCACCAAGCACGACAACACCAAGCACACAGAGAGUGGUAGCGACAGCGCGACCAAGAGCGCCAAGAAGGGCAAGAUGCAGGAGCAGCGCAACACGUACACCCAUCGCCCACACACCGUCUCCGCAAAGCCCUCCCUCUCUUCAAUGUCGACGCGAUCGCGAGACCCGCCGCUCCGCAACAUGACAGUCGAAACUGAGACCGUGCCCUCUGUCGCGCAGCCAUCCAUAGUGAACCAGGACCGGUCCGCGUCUGGUCGCGUAGAUGGUGGAAUACGACUAAAGGCCAGCAACGAGACGAUUCGACCCAAGAAGGAAAGGAAAGCCCCCAAGCGCAAAGCCGCAUCCAUUAAUGCAGGCACUGCUUCGUCCAAAGCCGAUGUAUUCGAACAAAAGGUGGCCAGCGCGGUUGAUGAGGCCGACUCCUCUGACUCCGAUGCGACCUUCAUCUAUGAGUCGAACCCUCCCGAACAGCCGCACCGCAGCCGCCAACAUCACUCACGAACGCCAAGCAUGACGUCGCUAGCCAGCCUCACGGACCCACGACUCCAGAUACGCGACACGCACAAGCACCCGAGUAAGAAGAGCAGCAUAAAGUUCACGAACCCGUACAACAACCCGAGCAUUGACGGCGAUGAUCGAGGCGAGGGCACCAUCCGGAUAGGCUCCGGGCGAGCGGGUGGAGGCAGUCAUCAUCACCACAUUGGACGACAUGGCCAGGGUCGCGGCGCACUCAGCCACCUUGCUAUGGAGAGUGACACAUCGGUACCACAGUCUUCGCGCGCACGUGGCCCGUCAUCAAGAAAUGCGUCGCAACCCAACAGCCCUCGCUUCCACACCUUCAAUGUUGGGAACGGUCAUAGCAAUGGCAGCAAGAAAAGUGGAGAAUAUUCGGCAGCAUACGAUAUCGACGCCGAAAACAUUGCCGAUGAUGAGCGCACACCGCUGAUUCAAUCUGGACGAAGUCCACGUUCUACCCGAACCUCCCGCCAGCGCAAUACCACCACCAUACGCCAACUAGAGCGCCGGCAUCAUCGCGAUGGCGGAUGGUGUCGCCGUUUCGCGGGCUGCCUCGUCCUUACGAUUCUGCUGCUCGUCGUUGUGUUCUGCGCUAUUGGCCUUGUUUUUGCUACCACGAAGCCUCUCACUAGUCUCGUGGUGCGAGACAUACAGAAUGUUGUAGCGAGUCAAGAGGAGGUUAUGCUGGAUCUCAUAGUUAACGCGGUGAAUCCCAACAUCAUCGGCGUUACUGUCUCCGACAUGGAGGUCUCGCUGUUUGCUAAGAGCAAGCACGUUGGAUCAGAUGCUUGGUGGCGCGAGCACGGGAACGGUCCACACGACGAUGUAGAACACUGGACACCCAUCGAAGAAGAAGCAAUUCCAGAGAUCUCGAUUGCUGGUGUAGAUGAAGGGACAGAUCCCAUUGAGGGCGAACCUCGUACCAUGCUUCUAGGACGCAUUGCCCACUUCGACUCACCACUAAACUUUGAAGGUUCCUUUUUCCAGCGGAAACGCGCCGAAUCUAUUGGCGAGAUUCGACUUUUGUACCCCGGAAAUAAGACAGAAGCCGGAGGCAGCGAGCGAUGGGAGGAAGUCCUGCAAUAUCCUUUCGAGUUGAUCGUGAGGGGUAACUUCAAGUACACACUGCCUCUCAGUACGCAGGAAUUCAAGGUCCCUGUUACGGCAUCCCAUUACUACGACCCAGAUAUCGAGCGCAAAAAGGAACUCGACAACGUAGAGAGCAAAGAAAAGAGGAGGAAUAUAUCACCUGUAUCAACAAAACCACGGGGACGAUACGACCGUAGAGCCUUACCGUUCUGGAGUCCCCGAUAG
Messenger RNA from Alternaria arborescens, 2739 nucleotides. RefSeq lists its product as hypothetical. Gene Ontology annotation, cellular component: fungal-type vacuole membrane; PAS complex. Lineage: Eukaryota; Fungi; Ascomycota; Dothideomycetes; Pleosporales; Pleosporaceae. The record is from RefSeq and is a predicted model, not a curated record. The coding region runs from base 1 to 2739 and encodes 912 amino acids. Gene Ontology annotation, biological process: vacuole inheritance; positive regulation of phosphatidylinositol biosynthetic process; protein localization to vacuolar membrane. The transcript has 3 exons.